Molecule: messenger RNA, 439 nt
Organism: Myotis davidii
Lineage: Eukaryota; Metazoa; Chordata; Mammalia; Chiroptera; Vespertilionidae
Product: ras GTPase-activating-like protein IQGAP1
Exons: 2
Coding region: 50-412 (120 amino acids)
Biological process (GO): regulation of actin cytoskeleton organization
Cellular component (GO): nucleus; cytoplasm
Molecular function (GO): actin filament binding; calmodulin binding; GTPase activator activity
Source: RefSeq, a predicted model, not a curated record
GCGUUUACCGGGAACUUCUUACGUGUAGGAAGCAGAGCAUCAGAGGGCCAUGCAGAGACGCGCGAUCCGUGACGCCAAAACGCCUGACAAGAUGAAAAAGUCCAAAUCAGUCAAGGAAGACAGCAACCUCAGCCUGCAGGAGAAGAAGGACAAGAUCCAGGCGGGCUUGAAGAAGCUCACGGAGCUGGGGACCGUGAACCCGAAGAACCGGUACCAGGAGCUGAUCAACGACAUCGCCAGGGAUAUCCGGAACCAGCGGAGGUACCGGCAGAGGAGGAAGGCCGAGCUGGUGAAACUGCAGCAAACGUACGCUGCUCUGAACUCCAAGGCCACGUUCUACGGAGAGCAGGUGGAUUAUUACAAAAGCUACAUCAAAACCUGCCUGGACAACCUGGCCAGCAAGGGCAAGUGAGUGUGUCUUUUAACGAUUUAUCCAUGU